CGCGUUCGUCCAAGAUGGCGGACAAGUGUCAGCCGCGGUGUCCUGCACUUUUGUGAAAAACUCAACUCCAGCUGUGCUCGGAUCGAGUUUUGUGUGUGUCGCGGCAUCUCGGACGGGAGAUAAGGGGGAGAUUUCCAAUAAGUUUAAACACUUUGGAGGCUUGUGAGUGUAAGUGAAGAUGCAACACCCUCCUCGGACAGCUCCCCCUGGAGCUAAUGGACCUCCACCUGCCUCCGGUGGCUCAAAUGCCUUCAGAAGAAACAGACCCUACAAGCAUGGGGCUGCAGCUACUAUGACAGCAGCUGCCCCGCCAACCCAGCCAGUGUCUGAUCCAUUUGCCUUUGGCAGGCAAGGUCUUUCUCCUAUGGGAGGGGGGAGCCAAACUCCUCCCACAAACAACAACCCACUUCCUAUGCAAGCCCCUCCAAUGGCAAGGUUCAACCCCAAUGCUCCACCACAAGGGCCACCACCAGGAGCACAGGCAGCCUCACCUGGCCCCCCACCAAGAAUUUUUACACCACAACCUGUUCCCCCAGGGCCUGGUCCAGGUUCUAACCCUCCUCCUGCAGAACCAGGAUACUUUAAUUCCCUAGGUUCCAUGCCCUAUAUUGCACAGUUGCCUAACCCAGCCCCUCCUUUCAGUUCUAACCCAUCCCAUCCUCCUUCCACAGCCCAAACACCCCCGGUUCAAACCCCAACUCCAUUUCAGUCCCACCCCAUGCCCCCAGUCACAUCUCAUUGGGUGCCUGACCACAGAAGCCGCCCACCGUCUGUUCAGAACUAUUUUCAGCCAACUAGUGAUCAACCAUCUCAGCCUUUCCAUUCUCAAGCCCCUCCCCUUGUGCCCUCACCCCACAUAGCCCCUCCCUUGACACAGCCCCCUCAGAAUCAAGGUCUGUUAGCUCCACCAAAUGCAACUGGGUUCAGUGCAGCUCAGCAACAGAACUCCCACUUCUCAGCCCAGAAUUAUUUCAGUCAGUCAGGUGGACCCUCAGAGCCAUGGUUUAGUCAGAACCCCCAGGACCCGUCGCUGCGUGCCUGCCCUGUCUCCUACUCGGAAGUCCCUAGCGACCCUGGAACCCUUUCAAUGUUCUUUCGGGGUAAUGAUGUAGAAAAUGAGGAGACACUGUCAGGGGAGGGGCGUGUAAAUGGGGUUGCACACCCUUCCCACUCAAUGGCUGAGUUGUCUCCUCCUUAUUUGAAUGACAGUGGUAACAUUCGAGCUGGUGUAGGGCCAUGCGAUUCGGUGGAGAAUCUGGAAUGUGUUCCGAACCAAGAAGUACUGCCUAGUGAACAACCACCAAGCCAUACCUUUGAGGCAGGCCCUAACUUGGAGACACCUGACUCUGCUUCUCGUCUUGCCCGCUCUGCAAGUGUCUCAUCCAGUUACAGCAACGUCAGUCACAGCAGCGGACAUGGCCCCCACAGUGGCGGCCAUGCCUCUCGGCGACAACAAGGUGUAGUGGGAACAUUUAUCCAACAGGAGAGCCCUCGCCCAGCAGAUCAGCCUACUUUGCACCUCUCCACUGGUGGGUACUUUGAACAAGUAGACUCUAACUCAGCUGCAGAGGCAAGUCCUACCUUCCCAACUCCUAGUCCUCCUAAGCCAGUUGGUGUGUUCCAGGCAAGUGCGAAUUCUUCCUUUGAGCCUGUCCGCUCACAUGGUGUAGGUGUUCGGCCUGCAGAGAUUGAUCGUGCACGUAUGGUCAUGGAGAAGGGUGGACGUGAUGUGCAACCUGGAAACUUAGAACAGCCCCCAGACAACUUGGAGACCAUUUACUUAGCGGAACGACGGCCCUCAUCUCGAGCUCAGGGUGCACGGCGCCCCAGUGAGAGCCCCGCUACUACACUCUGGGCUCAAAAUGACACUUCCAGUCUAGGUGCUAAUAUCCUGUUAGCACCUGCAGCGCCUUCUCUGGCUGCAACAUUUGUUCCAACACAUCCAGCUGAAGUCAUCCAGCCACCGGAGGAUGGGCCUCUUGAUUUACAUCCACCUAGGCCACACCCACAACCUUCCUCUGAAAACCUGGAGAACCCACCAGACUCCACCCCUCAGGCAGGUUUAGGAUAUGCCUCCUUGCUAGUAGCCACUCCUCCUGUAGAGGCCCUGAACCAGCCUUUGUUGAUUGCUCCACCAUCUAAUUACAGUUUGAUUUCCUCUCAAAAUCCCUUGCAACCAUCAAAUCAAAUAAGUCUUCAAGAGGCAGCCGCACCUGUCCACCCAUCCUCUCAGCCAUCUGUGACCAAUCAAAUGGCUCAGACUUCUCCUCCAACCAAUCAGCCACAGCCUCUUUUCUCUCACACACCAGUAAACCUAAAUUCUUUUUCCAUUCAAGGUGUAUUAAAUCUAACACAAGACACAAAAGAUACUCAAUCGUCUGUUCAAGCAGCCCAACCUGCUCUCUCUAGGGCUCAGUCUCUUAGAGGUGAUAGCCAGUCUCUUCUGCUUUCUGUUUCCCAAGCUUCACCUUCUGCCGCUGCCAUCAAUCACAAUCAACCUUCAAAUUACGAACUGCUUGAUUUUUCUAUGCAUCAACCACAGUCUACAAAUCAGGUGUCAGGCCCUGCUGUGUCUCAGUCAGCCCAUCCUUCAGCCUCGGUGAAUAACACACCUGGCUUUUACCUGCAGGUCACCAAAGAUGCGCAGCAAGGUGUUCAGCCUGACAGCGAGGCUAAGCCCCUUCUGCAGACCUCUAACCCCCCUCAACCCUCCAGUAACCAAAAUGACAGUGACCUUACUCGCCCCUCCCAUCCAGUCCAACCACCUCCAGCUCAAUACCAACCUCCUCUGCAGACACCUCCCACUCAUCCUGGAGCCCCUCCAAUGGGGCUUGGAUCUGUUCCACCUUCUUACCCAACCCAGUCUGGGAACAAUGCCCCCCAGCCACUUCAAGAACCCCAACGACCUCCUUCAGCUCUAGGUGGUCAGCCUGGUUAUGGCACUACUCCUGUGAUGCCCCUUGGUCCAGGCUACCCAGGGUACUACCCAGGGACCUACCCAGAGUGGACCCAGGAUGGAAGACUGCCAUACCUGCCCCAAUACCCUAUGGACCCAAGAACUCAGAGCCACUAUCAGAAUGAUCCCUACCGUAGAACCGAUCCUCGAUAUGGCUGGUAUGAUGGUCAAAAUCCCAGUUACCCGGAGGGUGAACGUCAACCAGAAAGGCCAAGUUCUAGAACCAGCCAGUAUUCUGACCGACCUAACUCCAGGCAGGAGUAUCCAGAAGACUCUUCUAGACUUAGCCGUAGUGCCUAUGAUGAGUACUAUGCAAACUGGUAUAAGAGAUACUAUGAUGCUUAUGGAGAUAGGAGCUGGUGGUAUGAUCCAAAUGCUAUGUAUGAUCCACGCUACUAUAGCUGGCCAUAUGGCUAUGACCCUGAUGCUGGCAGAAGAAGAGAGGUGUAUGACAACCCCCAAUAUCCAAACAGGGCAAGAGAGGUAUACAAUGACCCAUGGCAGUACCAUCCUGGUUGCGACAAAAGCUUUGAUGAUGAGGGCUGUUGGCGUGACCCGUACGCGGACGACAUUGACCGGCGUUCAGUACACAGUGAGCGUUCAGUUCACAGUGUGCAUUCCUCACACAGUCGCCGCAGUAGCUUCAGUUCUCGGUCACAACAGAGUCAGUACAGGAGUCAGACAGACCUUGUUAAUGCCGCCUAUGAUGUCACUGGGACCACUCUUUACAGCCAAUAUCCUGACCCUUCAGAAGCCACCAAGUAUAGUCAGAUUCCUCACACUGCUGACAACACCUGGACGGCCCCAGAGCAGCCUCCUCCAAGGCCAUUAACCCCUGAGAAGUUCUCUAUUCCUCAUCGCUGUGCUCGGUUUGGUCCAGCUGGUCAGCUGAUCCUUGUUCAACCCAACCUGCCCUCUGCUGGUCAGCCCACACUCGUUGAGAUCCACAGCAUGGAGACGAUUCUUCAGGAUUCUCCAGAGCAGUCUGAAUUGCGUUCCUUUCCCGGCCCGCUCAUCAAGGAGGAGACUCAUAAGGUGGAUGUUAUAAAGUUUGCUCAAAACAAAGCUCAGGAGUGUUUGCGAAAUGAUAACCUCAUCGACAAAGACUCUGCCUACCUCAUCUGGGAGUUCAUUGUGCUAUUAUGUCGCCAGAAUGGGACUGUAGUGGGCACAGACAUCGCUGACUUGUUGCUAAAGGAGCAUCGCUCUGUCUGGUUGCCGGGGAAAUCCCCUAAUGAGGCAAAUCUCAUUGACUUCAACAAUGAGGCAAUAGAGCGCUCAGAGGAAGAGGAGGUGGGGCCAAUCUCCCUCCUAUCAGACACUUACAUGGGCGUGCCAGAGAAUGUCGGCAAGGAGACGGAGCGCUUUAGAGAGCUACUACUGUUUGGACGCAAGAAGGAUGCUCUGGAGUCUGCGAUGAAAAAUGGGCUGUGGGGACAUGCACUGUUACUGGCCAGCAAGAUGGACAACAGAACACACGCCCGUGUCAUGACCAGAUUUGCCAACAGCCUGCCAAUUAAUGACCCUCUACAGACCGUUUACCAGCUCAUGUCUGGACGAAUGCCUGCUGCUGCUACUUGUUGUGGAGAUGAGAAGUGGGGUGACUGGCGCCCCCAUCUGGCAAUGGUGCUCUCCAAUCUCACUCAUGCUCUGGAUCUAGACACGCGUACCAUUUCAACCAUGGGGGAUACAUUAGCAACUAAAGGUCUGGUGGACGCAGCUCAUUUCUGUUACUUAAUGGCUCAGGUGGGAUUUGGUGUUUUCACCAAGAAAAGCACCAAGAUGGUCCUGAUUGGCUCCAAUCACAGUUUGCCGUUUUUGAAGUUCUGUUCAACAGAGGCAAUUCAGCGUACAGAAUCGUAUGAGUAUGCUCAGUCUCUCUGCUCUCAGCCUCUCUCUCUACCCAACUUCCAGGUGUUCAAGUUCAUCUACGCGUGCCGACUGGCAGAGGCGGGACUUUGCGCUCAAGCCCUCCAUUACUGUGAGGUCAUCUCGGAUGCUCUCUUGAGUCUACCCGAGUACCACUCACCUGUGUUCAUCAGUCAGCUCAUACAGAUGUCUGUCAGGUUGAGGUUUUUUGACCCUCAGUUGAAGGAGAGACCCGAGCAGGAGCUGUUUAUUGAGCCCGAUUGGUUACUACAUCUCAGACAACUCGAUGGACAAAUCAAGGAAGGUGUUAUAGCUUUCCGAGCAGAUCGCAGUACACCACAGCUGUACCACUGCAGUACUCCCAGUUCAGAGGACCAGUGCAGCCCACCUGACCCCUCAAAUUUGACCUCUGAUCCCCACAAUCCACUCAUGACUUCUCUUUUGCCCCCUGCAGGGGUACAGCUAAUGCCACCAGCCCCUCCCACUAUUCUCCAGGAAGGGGCAGUCCCUCUACAGCAGGCCCCACCUCCUGCUGAAAGUGUUCCGUUCUACCCAGUGGCCUCGGGAACUCCACAGCCCAACUUUGUGGCACCGUACCAGCCUGAUAUGCAUGAGCAAUACAUGCACAUGCCAUCUCAAAUACCCUCACAACUGCCCCAACAAAUACCCACCUACAACCCCACAGAAAUGCCUCCACAGAUGCCACCUCAGAUGCCCCCACCAAUGCCUGUGGCAGAAACUGGCCCUUCCUCGCCUCAGCAGUUCCCUCAGACUUCUCCAACGUUCCCCCCUCCUCAGGGAAAGGACUUCUAUGAUGAAAUGGCACGCAUGGGUCCGGGCAGAAGAUCCAGAACCACUUCACAAUCGUCAGUGCACAUGACAUCAGAUCGUCGGUCUCGCACAACGUCAGAGUCGUCCAAUCAUUCAGGACGAGAACGCAGCAGUUCAGUAGUCCUUAAUACUUCUCCACCUCCCCCACCCAUCCCAGAGGCUCCGCCCCAGGAAGAACCCAAGAAGCCCAAGAAAGACUCUCCCAAGAAGCAGGGAGGUGGUGGUGGUAGUGGUUGGCUGACCUGGUUGUAUCCAAAGCGAAAGAAUGAAGCACAUCUACCAGACGACAAGAACAAAUCUAUUGUUUGGGAUGAAAAGAAGCAAAGAUGGGUCAAUUUGGACGAGCCUGAGGAAGAGAGCAAACCUCCUCCCCCUCCACCCACCAGCAUUCCCAAAGCUCCAAUGGGUGGUCCAGGGGCAGGUCCACUGGCAAUGGGCGGUCCAGGGGCAGGGCCACCUGUGAAUAUGUUCUCUAGGAGAGCAGGCACUAGGAGUCGUUAUGUGGACGUGUUGAAUCCUGGUCGUGGAGGUUCUAAACCCGCCACUGCAGUACCGCCCCCUGCUGACCUGUUUGCUCCUCUCGCACCCAUGGCAAUGCCAGCCAACCUCUUUACACCUGCCGCAGCUCCAGAUGAGCAGCAGCCAAUGGAAGGAAGUGUUCCAGAAGCCAGUGGAGAAAAUACAGAGCAGACUGGUGCCACUGUACCACAGAUGUUUAAUCUGAAUGCUUUGCCUCCCGGUCCAGAGGGAACCAAAUUAGGAGAGCUGUCACGUUCUAGCUCAAUGAGUUCUCUGUCUCGAGAAGUGAGUCAGCACUUAAAUCAGGUUCCCACUCAGCAGCCAGCACAUGGACCUCCGCCUACAGGGGGUGUGACAUUUUACAACCCCUCCCAAUUUGCUCAGUCUGCUCCUCCAAGUCAUGCUCGACAAGGUCGGUUGGGCCAGAGAGGAUACCCCACAAUGAAGUAACAGCAGCGCUGUAGUUCUAGAUCAAAUUGAGGUUCUAUACCAGAUCAGACUGAAGUUUGGUUCCUGCCUGAACUCCUAGAAGCACUGGCAUCUGGUCUUCAGCCUCCCAAAUAACAUUGUCGUCACCAUCAUAAUCAUCAUAAUUUUCCGAUCUCGGAUGAAUUUGGAGUGAAUGGAUCUGAUCCGCACAGACCCUCUUGGCUUAUCGUUCCCGUUGCAAUCUAAUUCCACCCUCAUGCAACGUUUAUAUGGACCGGGCGACAGUUCCUCAACACGAGCAGUGUGAACACAAGUGCAAUAUUGCGAAUUAGCCCGGUGUAGUUUAAUUUUCCAUAGUGUAGUCUACUUAUUUUAGCAGGGUGAAUGUGCGCGAGUGUGUAUGAACGCGUGUAUGUGUAUGGAGAGGAAAUGUGGUCGUUUCUUGUUGAUGGAAGGCAGCCAGUGCAUGUAUUAGUGAGGACGAUCUGGCCUGCUGUCAUCAGAACAGUGCAGCCUACCAGAAUGUUUUAGAUAUUUAUUAAGCUUCCUGUCAAGAUGAAAUGAUCAAAACGGACUCGUGUCAAUGGACAGGAUGAGUUUGUGUAAGCAUAGUCAUUACGUGCAAAGCAAACAGAUCUCUUCUAAUGUCUACUUUCAGAUCGAGUCCCUAAUUAUGUCAGUAGCAAAUAAUUACAUUUAUAUGAUUUACCAAAUCCUGUGAUCAUUUGCGUGUUGGCGGUUUUUGCUCAUAAAAUAUUAUUUUCCAGACUUGAUCUCAAUCUCUGAUUUGUUUCUUUUCAUGUCUUAUUAAUCACACAAUUAUUCCUUGCUCAUUCCGGGGUCCAUGAUAACAGCGGGGUUUUGUAAUUCCAAAGGAUGGCUCUGUAUGAAGAAAGCUUGGAUUUUUCCAUUGUGUUUAGAAAUCGACUGUACAAUUCUUUACAAAAGUGGUAAUAAAGAUAUUUUUGAGCUCUCUAA
Molecule: messenger RNA, 7582 nt
Organism: Myxocyprinus asiaticus (Chinese sucker)
Lineage: Eukaryota; Metazoa; Chordata; Actinopteri; Cypriniformes; Catostomidae
Product: protein transport protein Sec16A-like
Exons: 31
Coding region: 179-6625 (2148 amino acids)
Biological process (GO): autophagy; COPII vesicle coat assembly; Golgi organization
Cellular component (GO): ER to Golgi transport vesicle membrane; endoplasmic reticulum exit site
Source: RefSeq, a predicted model, not a curated record